Molecule: messenger RNA, 1160 nt
Organism: Molossus molossus (Pallas's mastiff bat)
Lineage: Eukaryota; Metazoa; Chordata; Mammalia; Chiroptera; Molossidae
Gene: RAD51
Product: RAD51 recombinase
Exons: 10
Coding region: 128-1063 (311 amino acids)
Biological process (GO): reciprocal meiotic recombination; mitotic recombination-dependent replication fork processing; mitotic recombination
Cellular component (GO): condensed nuclear chromosome
Molecular function (GO): ATP hydrolysis activity; ATP-dependent DNA damage sensor activity; ATP binding
Source: RefSeq, a predicted model, not a curated record
GUAAUGGCUAUGCAGAUGCAACUUGAAGCAAAUGCAGAUACUUCAGUGGAAGAAGAGAACUUUGGCCCGCAACCUAUUUCACGAUUAGAGAGCUGGAUUGUCAGAAACUAAGAAAAGCCCUAAGACCAUGCAAUGUGGCAUAAGUGCCAAUGAUGUGAAGAAAUUGGAAGAAGCUGGAUUCCAUACUGUGGAGGCUGUUGCCUAUGCACCAAAGAAGGAACUGAUAAAUAUUAAGGGGAUUAGUGAAGCCAAAGCCGAUAAAAUUCUGACUGAGGCAGCUAAAUUAGUUCCAAUGGGUUUCACCACUGCAACUGAGUUCCACCAAAGGCGAUCAGAGAUCAUACAGAUUACAACUGGCUCCAAGGAGCUCGACAAACUACUUCAAGGAGGAAUUGAGACUGGAUCCAUCACAGAGAUGUUUGGAGAAUUCCGAACUGGGAAGACACAAAUAUGUCAUACUUUGGCUGUAACUUGCCAGCUUCCCAUUGACCGAGGUGGAGGUGAAGGAAAGGCCAUGUACAUUGACACCGAGGGUACCUUUAGGCCAGAACGGCUACUAGCAGUAGCUGAGAGAUAUGGUCUCUCUGGUAGUGAUGUCCUAGAUAAUGUAGCAUAUGCUCGUGGGUUCAACACAGACCACCAGACCCAGCUGCUUUAUCAAGCAUCAGCUAUGAUGGUAGAGUCCAGGUAUGCACUGCUGAUUGUAGACAGUGCCACUGCCCUCUACAGAACAGACUAUUCUGGUCGAGGUGAACUUUCAGCCAGGCAGAUGCACUUGGCCAGGUUUCUGCGGAUGCUUCUGCGACUUGCUGAUGAGUUUGGUGUAGCAGUGGUAAUCACCAACCAGGUGGUAGCCCAAGUGGAUGGAGCAGCCAUGUUUGCUGCAGAUCCUAAAAAACCUAUUGGAGGAAAUAUCAUUGCUCAUGCCUCAACAACCAGACUGUACCUGAGAAAAGGAAGAGGGGAAACCAGAAUCUGCAAAAUCUAUGAUUCGCCCUGUCUUCCGGAAGCUGAAGCUAUGUUUGCCAUCAAUGCGGAUGGAGUGGGAGAUGCCAAAGACUGAAUCAUUGGGUUUUUUCCUGUGGUAAACCUUCAUGCUGCAACCUAAUGGAGAAGACUACUCCCUGGCGUUCUUUGCAGGCCUCUUCCUGUUGUGACUG